Meleagris gallopavo (turkey) is the source of this 2030-nucleotide messenger RNA. The record is from RefSeq and is a predicted model, not a curated record. NCBI's taxonomy places the organism in Eukaryota, Metazoa, Chordata, Aves, Galliformes, Phasianidae.
UUCUUUUUGUUCAUGGUAACUAGCUUCCUUGCGCUCAGAGCUAAAUCAUCAACAUGCGGCAGCAAUUGACCAACUAAGGCACAACCAUCAGCAGGAACUGGUAGCUGCUAAAAUGGAACUUGAAAGAAGCAUAGAACUUGGCAGACGACAGGAGAAAGAAUUUUUAUGCCGAAUAUCAGAUUUACAAGAUGAACUGAGACAUCGAGACCAUCAUAUAGCUGAACUGGACAAAGAGAUUCUGCAUCUUCAUGACAAUAUAAGUGCAUUGACCAAGGAACUAGAGUUUAAAGGGAAAGAAGUCCUUAGAAUACGCAGUGAAUCUAACCAACAGAUCAGGAUGCAUGAGCAAGAUUUAAGCAAGAAACAUGAGAAAGAGCUGGAUGUCUUGACAGCAGAUCACAUCAGAGAGAAACAAAGCAUGCUGGCAGAUUUUAAUAAGACCCAAGAGCUGCUCAAGGAAAUUAAUUCAGCUUUACAAGUUUCGUAAGUUUUGUUGCAUUAAAAAAGUUUGUAUGUAGCUGCGUUUGAGUCAACAUUAGUUCAUUUGAUGUCAAUAAGUUACUGAAGAUGUUGCAGAGGUACAGAGGUGCAAAAAACUCACUCGAAUAUGGGGCCUAAUGUUGCAUUUGUUGGCACAAUUCUUGCAAGCUUUAGGAUAGUUUAGCAAGACCAUUUUUAAUGAUUUGAGAAAAAAAAUUGAAGUAGGAAAACUAUUAGGUCUGUGCAGUUCUUAAAAUGUUGGGUAAAGUGUGAUUUCAAGUGUUUUGAGUUUCUUUCAAACAUUAAUGUAAGUUUUUUGAGAAUACGAAAGUUUCUUCGGCAAGCUUACAAAGUAGUACAGUAGUAAUUAGUUAAGUGUGAUUAUACAAAGUGAGUAACACAAACAUUUUCAGGUUUGCUAACAUAGGGAAAAUUAACUACUGAAAUUGAUUAUACAAGCUUAAUGUAAUACUAAAGAGUGCCUCUGAGACAAAAUGCCACUUGUGGUUGGAGCAAGUCUGAGGAGAAGUGGUGUAGUUAUAUGUCGUCUAGUCAGUCUUCCUGUCUUCCACGUACUUCAUUCUUCUUCCCUGUCUGUGAUGUAACCUGUUUGGUCUGUAACCUCAGAUUUCUGGCUAGGGCUCCAAAAGACAUUGAGAACUUUCCAAAAAAAAUGGUCAGUGAGAGAUUUUGGAUUUGCAGCACAACAUGUACGGUAGAGAAAGUAAUUGGUUCCAAGUAUAUGAUAGAAAACUUUUCUACGUAAAUAUCAACUAAUAAUGGCCAGUAAAGCAUAAGUUAAUCUAAUUCUGUCUUAACACUGUGAGCACUCGGAAACUGUAGGAAAUUCUGCUUCUUGUUCCUUUGUACACAUAUGGCACAGUUCUGUGAAUUGUGCAUAACUAUGUUACACUCUGGGCAUCUGUAUACAACAACUUAACCUAGCAUAAAAUGUAUGCCCAAAAAUUAAGCCAUCUGAGCAUAUUUUUGUUAUGCUGAGUCAAACACAUUUUCUGCAAAUAAAAAGGGUUUUUUUCACAUUCAUAAUGUAUUAUAUAAAUAGAUUACAUAAUCCCAUCAAAUUAUGUACAGGUUAUUUGAAGGUUAUAAAUAUAACCUAAGGUGCACUGUGCUUUCAGAAGCAACUCAAAGUCAGAAUUAUGAAGCUCUUUCUGAGGAGAAAUUAGCCACCUAAAUUGAAAAAUGGUCACUUCAGUGUCUUGUGGAAUUAAGUUUGAGCUGUCUGGACACCUUAAAUUCAUUGGUUUUUCUCAGGAAUAUUUUUUUCAUCUGAGUCUCUUCUGAAACUUGGUAUACUGAACUAUAUGAAAGCAGAAUAUGUGAGACUAGUAUUUUAGUGGUUUCCUUUUGAGCAAUGUUUAGUGUUAUGAACAUCGUUUGUUUCAGAAAUGCAUGCAGCUAUUUGAAAUCAUCAGGUGCCUUCAAAAUUUGUUCUUUAAGAAGAAACAAGGAGAUUUAUGCAGUUACUUGUGCAAUUCAUCUCAGUCUGCUUAUUUCACUUCUCUCCUUUAAUGCUUUCCCACUAAGCA